CGAAUAGAUACUGCCAAUCUGUCGCAGUAUCAUUGCAUUGUGGAUUUAGCCCUGAAGUAGUCGUGUAUUGAAUGGUCUUCAACCGCGAGAAAGUCGUUCUGGUCGCGUCGAGGGGAUGGAAGUCGAGCUUCCGCGCGACUGCUUGUCGCUCUUUCCUACAGUAAUGUUUUAGGCGCCACUCGCCGAUUGAAGCGUUCCUGCCUACCAUGAUGAAGCCUCAAGCUUCGCAUCACUCUCAUCACUCUCAUCUCUCUCUCGCCGAAAGCUGCACCAAAACCACUGCAUCAUUGCACAAACGAGAUGUCGCCCCUCGAGCUCUCCGCUGGAGCGCUUCAAUUAUCACUCAUUGAUGCCUAUAUCAUCGACUUGCAAGACACGUUCACUCAAGUGCUAGGUCCCGGCACUACCUUCAUUGGACCGACACGUUGUUGCGCACUGCUCGGAGGCGAGAUCGUUACACAGAUUGAUCAGCUGCCAGCUGGAGUCGCUCUCAGCGAUGCCGCUGACAAGUUCGAUCAAAUUGCUCAAUACUCUAGAUUCAUCGCAUCAUUCUGGAUGGAAGACGAUUCGUUGCAUGCUAAGUUCGUUGGCAAACCCAACAUUCAGAUUGUGCUUGCCGGACCACAGCUUACCCGUGCCGAGAAGGACUUCUACUAA
This is a messenger RNA of Aureobasidium pullulans EXF-150, 657 nucleotides long. RefSeq lists its product as uncharacterized. NCBI's taxonomy places the organism in Eukaryota, Fungi, Ascomycota, Dothideomycetes, Dothideales, Saccotheciaceae. The transcript is spliced from 2 exons. The record is from RefSeq and is a predicted model, not a curated record. Bases 301 to 657 code for a protein of 118 amino acids.